Cornus florida is the source of this 1963-nucleotide messenger RNA. RefSeq lists its product as uncharacterized. Gene Ontology annotation, molecular function: ATP binding; metalloendopeptidase activity; ATP-dependent peptidase activity. Lineage: Eukaryota; Viridiplantae; Streptophyta; Magnoliopsida; Cornales; Cornaceae. Gene Ontology annotation, biological process: proteolysis. The transcript has 7 exons. The record is from RefSeq and is a predicted model, not a curated record. Bases 21 to 1235 code for a protein of 404 amino acids.
UUUCUACCCCGCCCUCUCCAAUGGCGAUGGCACUCUGUUUUUCGCCUUCGCACACCACAAUUUUCCCUCAAAUUUUAUCAUCCAAUAGAAGUGGUCGCCAAUCUAACUUUGCUCCCUUACGGACACAACCUUUUCCAAAACACCCACUUGGAGACACCAAUCCCUUUAGCCCGAAAGUACAACGACACAUAACAACCAGAGCUCUGAGAGAGUGGCAAGAUUACGAGGACGCAGUGAAGGACAAGGACCUCGCUCGAGCUCUUCGGUUCUUGCAAGAUGUCGAACCAGAGGAUUCUUCAAUUGGGCCAUCUGGGUCUCUGGGUGGUGGUGGUGGUGGUGGUGGUGAAUUGGAAUUGUUUAGGUUGAAGAGGGAUUGGGAAGUUUUAGAUACUUGCUUGAAUGCUGAUGAUAUGAGGCUUGUUGGGAGUGCCUACACGUUUCUCAAAGACAGAGGGUUUUUGCCCAAUUUUGGGAAAUGCCGGAGUAUUGUUCUUGAGGGACCAAGAGAUGUUACACCAUCUGUUUUGAAGUCUUCAACUGGUUUGGAAGUGUCUAAACUUUCGCCAAAGAAAUGGGGUCUCUCUGGAAGUUCUAGUGUUCUUUUAAUUGCUUUACUUGGCGGGGUAUCCUUUCUGCUAAAUCAAGGAAUAGAUAUCAGACCUAACCUUGCAGCCAUAUUAGGAUUAGGCAUGAUGGACUCUAUCUUCCUUGGCGGUACUUGUUUAGCUCAAAUCUCAAGUUAUUGGCCUCCAUAUAGACGUCGAAUCCUAGUUCAUGAAGCAGGGCAUCUCCUUGCAGCAUACCUGAUGGGCUGUCCAAUUCGUGGGGUAAUUUUAGACCCGAUCAUUGCGAUGCAAAUGGGCAUUCAAGGGCAGGCAGGAACACAAUUUUGGGAUGAGAAACUGCAAAAAGAGCUUGCUGAAGGCCGGUUGAGCAGUACUGCAUUUGACAGGUACUGCAUGGUGCUUUUUGCUGGGAUUGCGGCUGAAGCACUUGUCUAUGGAGAGGCUGAGGGUGGAGAAAAUGAUGAAAAUCUGUUCAGGAGUAUCUGUGUUCUUCUCGAACCACCACUGUCUGUCGCACAGAUGUCAAAUCGAGCAAGAUGGUCAGUUUUGCAGUCUUAUAAUCUUCUCAAAUGGCAUAAAGAUGCCCAUCGAGCUGCUGUCAAAGCUCUGGAAAGGGGAGGUAGUCUAAGUGUAGUCAUCAGGAGAAUUGAGGAGACCAUGACCAGAUGAACUGUCUUAAGUGUAAAAUUCGAGAUUUUUCCUGGGUUGCUGACUGAGGAAUUGAUAUGAAUGCAGCUAAUACAUAGGCUUCCAACUUUAGCAGAAUAGAAUGGAACAACAGACAUACGAAAGACGACCAGAGUAUAAAUGCUGUGGGAUGGGCAUCAAUCAGUAUGCUGCGCGUAAUCUGAUUCUGAUCUCUUAUUACCUUGAAAAAAUGCCUUGUAUGUACAUUUGAUAGAGAAAUAUCAUACAGUGGGGAAUUCAUCCAUAGAGGAUGCAGGGCCUCGAGUUCUUUCUUGCCUCGGUGAAUUACUCUGGAUUGUGUAGCAAUGGAACCUCGGACACAACACCUUCCGGGAGCCUAGGACACCGAAAGGCAACGAGUGAUUGUCAAGUGAAAGAAAGAAGAGAGAGUUUUAGGAAAAGCUUCUUCCUCUCUAAACCGUUUGCAGUGCAUGGCUUUUUAAGUUUUUAAUUUUUCUCGUAAAUAUGCAUUUGAUUAUUCGUCCAGGGAAGUAAUAUACAACAAUUGUCACCUUCAUAAAAUGUAUUGUGUUGGCUUUGAAAUAUGUAUGAUUUUCAACAUAUUCCGAAGAGUCUAUAUUGGGUUUUCUUAUAUGGUUGGGUCUACUUUUGAUUAUGAGCCUUGUUAGGACCCGUUUGACAACUACAGUUGCUUUAUGCUUUUAUUUUGACCCGAAAUAUAAACAAUGUUUCCGGAUUAGUAUUUUGAA